Drosophila erecta is the source of this 1168-nucleotide messenger RNA. RefSeq lists its product as uncharacterized. The coding region runs from base 397 to 639 and encodes 80 amino acids. The transcript has 3 exons. NCBI's taxonomy places the organism in Eukaryota, Metazoa, Arthropoda, Insecta, Diptera, Drosophilidae. The record is from RefSeq and is a predicted model, not a curated record.
CAUUUCUUACGGUGUAUGAGCUGCGUGGUCGCCACUCACACAGAGGCAACACCCGACGCCUUCGCAUUUCAAAUUGAUUAAAACUAAAAACACUCGAUGCCGACGCCGUGCCUUGUUUCGUUUUCAGUGCGAUCGCAGACAUUGUGCAAAACGGUUCACAGUUCUCUCCUCGCGACUGGAGGUGAUCAAGUUUUUUCGUGGGAUUGCACUGAAAGAAGCCGGAGCCACCGGAGCCAAAGCAAGUGGAGUGGAGUAAAUCCCAAGGAGUCGCACCCUUCGAUCCCGUUGAAGACGAGUGAACUGGGCAUUUGAGCUUUAUCAAUUUCGGGCGUUUCUGCGGAGGCUCGACGCAUAUACACAGCCAAUCGGAACCAGAUUUGUAGCGAGGGUCGCACCAUGGAUAGCGUCAAGUCGUUCUUCGCCGGUUCCAGCAAAGAUGGCAGCCUGCCCAGCAACAGGCAGCCGAAUGUCCCCGGAUCCUCUGUCCCCAGUCGCUGGGGUCGCAGCUGGAGCACCAGCUCCCAGCACACGGAUCCCGAGCCAGGACCUUCCAGCUCCACCGCCAGCAAGAGCGGAAAUCCGUGCGACGUGAAGCGCAAGGACAGUGACAACUACUUCUACAUCAUGUGGCGCGCUUGAAGAUUACCAGACGAUUUUGGAUCGGAGCACCAGACGGAUGAGUCGCGAUCCGUGUCUAAAGUUACCUGCAGCUAUACAUAUCUGAUACCCUAUUAGGAACAUCGGAGCGUCAGCGGCAACAACCGCCUUUUGCCUUGUUGCACCAUCUCCAUUGGCCGAGUCCGGUGUUUAGUGAUACUAGUUAUUUAUUUACAAUUUUACACAAGACAUUCAUCUACCCCCGCACUUGUACGUGCUGUCCGAUCGAUCCCCUCCUCCUAUAUGGACGCCAUCACAAUCCUAGGCUUCAUCUACUGGCUGGUCUGCAUGAUUGCGUUCGGACCACUGAUGUUCUUUGUCUGCGUUUACCUGCCAGAGAUUCCGGUGCGGUAUGUGAAGGGUCUGAGGCAGCAGACCUGAGCGCCUUCCACCCUACUUGACCACCAACUAGCAAAGUCCGUAGUACGUAGAUUGUCCAAGCCAUAGUUAAAAUGAUAUUGAUGUACAACCGAUCGAUUUGCAAUAAAACUAUACACAAUAAUGCAUUCAA